AGAAACAAAGAAUGCCAGCAAUAAAUGUCUUCUCGGCAGCAAUCGAGUAUUUAAAGGACCAUCUCAUGAAGAGAUUGAAAGACAGAAUAAGAGACUUACAUGAAACAGAUAUACACUGGGUUCUUACAGUGCCAGCUAUAUGGCAUGAUGGCGCGAAACAAUUUAUGAAAGAGGCCGCAGACAAGGCCGGUAUUCCCGAGGACCAACUAACUUUGGCGUUAGAACCGGAAGCUGCUGCCAUUUACUGCAAAGAAUUAGUCGUAUCGAAAGCGAAAGAGCAAGGGAAGGAAGCACAGUUACAAUCAUUUAGUCCUGGUGCACAGUUCAUGGUCUUAGAUUUAGGAGGUGGCACUGUUGACAUAACUGUACAUGAGGUACAGACAGAUGGUACCCUUAAGGAACUACAUCCUCCAAGUGGUGGUCCUUGGGGAGGUACAGUAGUAGACAAGGGAAUUGACGAGUUUCUAGACGAAUUGUUUGGACCAGCUGUAAUGAGGGAAUUUAGAGACGAGUGUAAGACAGACGACCUUGACCUACAGAGAACAGUUGAGCUAAAGAAGAGAACAUACAAAGACGAGGAUGACAAGGUGAACCUUAAAUUACCGAUAGCUCUUUACGAAUUCUAUGAAGAAAAGACAGAUGAAAGUUUUGCAGCAUCAUUACCAAGGAGCAAUUUUUCCACAUCUGUAAAAAAGAGAAGGGAUAGGUUACAUAUUGAUAAUGAAAUAUUUUUGAGAAUGUUCAAAAUGUCAAAGGACAAUCUGGUUACCUUCGUGGAAAAUCUGUUACGGAAACCAGAGCUUAGAAACGUAAAAACUUUGAUGAUGGUGGGUGGAUUUUCUGAAGCUGAUAUAAUGAAGAAUGCUGUAAAAUCUGCAUUUCCCAACAGGCAGGUUAUCGUUCCUGAACAAGCGGGACUAGCAGUGGUAAAAGGCGCUGUAAUGUACGGACACAAUACAGACUCUAUCAGCUCAAGAAAACUACCUUACACAUAUGGUAUAAGUACAGCUGUACCAUUUGAUGAAAGCCGGCAUCCUAGCUCGAAGAAAGUCUUUCGCGAUGGAAUGUACAAGUGCGAGGAUGUCUUCAAUGUAUUUAUUGAAGCCGGAACCACAGUUGUACCACAUAAAACAAGUAUAGAGUAUUCGUUCUGCGUGCCAUUCAUAGAUACUUCAAGAGCAACAGUGGAGGUGUACAGAACACAGUCGGAGAAUCCAAUAUAUAUAUCAGAUGAUGGAUGCUAUCGAGUUGGAGAGAUAUCAAUUUCUCUUCGUGAGAGACCAAGGGAAGACAAACAACUGUUGGAUGUAGUGAUGAUGUUUGGCGAUACUGAACUACAUGUGACUGCAAAAGAACAUGGAACAAACAAUAAAGCGUCCGCAAAAUUCAAUUUUCUUAGAUAGAAUUACAUGGAUGUAAACCAACACUUUUGAUUAAAACAAAUAAUGUGCUAUUGAUAGUACAUGCAUAAAGGCCAGGAAAGUAACAGCACACAGUUGUUCUAGUCAAAUGUAAAGUGUUCAAUGCCAGUUUUCUGCACAUUUCUAUUUAUAGUCUAAUUGUUCCAAAUUUCUGUAUCAGAACUACUUUUUCCCUGAAGUACUUAACAACGUCCUUGCAUGGAUGAUAGCACCACCGUCCGUUAAAGAGGUAUUCUUAAGUUAUCCUAAUAUAGAUCAGUGGUUUUUGGCUUCGAUGUGAAAUAACCAAGACGUUCGGCCACUAUGAGAUUUAUUACAAUACCGUAUAGCGGGUUACUUCAGCGGGUUUUUUUAUUUCUGCUUAAUCUGCGGGUCGAGGCUGUCACUCAGAAAUAAAUUCCGCACAUUGAAACAAUCAGCAGAUUUUUUCGACGCAGAAACAAACUUUAAUAUUUCGCUUGAUAUAAUGACCCGUUAUCUUUAUCUCACGAGUUCUUCCUCUACUGUCAAGUUAUUCACAGCGUAUCAGUUGUGGUUGACUGUUUUUGUUACUGAAUCAAUUCAUUGUCCACGAAUGAAUGGUAACCGUUUCGGGCGUGUAAUCUUUACAAGUGUAUACCACAAAACACUCUUGGUUUUUGAAAAGUUAAACAAACUAAUGUGUGUUGUUAAUGUUGUAACUGAACGGACUGUGAAGGGGCUUUGUACUAGAUUUUGCAUAUGUAUAUAUUUGUAAAAAAUCGUAAAUUUUUCCAUCAGCAGUGUUACAUUUUAUGAAAAUGUCUUUAAAAAUGAUUACCGGUUCUAGACCUACAGUUUUUAUUUUUAACUCUGAUUUUUAUCAUGCACGGUAAUGAAAAGAAUUAAGAUUUAAACAUAAAUCAGCUGCGCCGACUUCACUGUUCUAGAUUCCGACCUAGAUAAUGCCACAAAGACAUAGCUGACAAGAACGAUAUGCAUUUGAGUCGUUGAUUAUGACUGAGUAAAUGCGGUAUCUGUUUCCCAUGCACAGAAUUUACUUCCGGUGUAUGCAAACCGCAAAAAUUAGUUAGUUCUUCUGGUCGGAGAAAUAAAAAGCGCAAAAAUAAACUAGGCCCAUUUUAGGACAAAACCGCAGAUUUUUUUUGUCGGCAGAAUUAACCCGCUUUACGGUAUAUCCAGUAUAUCUGAGCACGAAUAUAUCAACAAUAUCAAAUCAUUAGCAGCGCGUUCUUAAUUACUGCUCAUAUAUAUAAAUAUGUAAACAUAUUUUAAUUAGAAUUUAUGUAAUCGGAUUUAUCUAAUUGGAUUUAUUCAUUCGAUAGUGGAUUUUAUUCAAUAAAACGAUUGGAUGUGCAAUAAAAUAGAUUGC
This is a messenger RNA of Mercenaria mercenaria, 2772 nucleotides long. Its product is annotated as heat shock 70 kDa protein 12B-like. The record is from RefSeq and is a predicted model, not a curated record. Lineage: Eukaryota; Metazoa; Mollusca; Bivalvia; Venerida; Veneridae. Gene Ontology annotation, molecular function: ATP binding; ATP-dependent protein folding chaperone. The transcript has 5 exons. Bases 12 to 1403 code for a protein of 463 amino acids.